Onychostruthus taczanowskii (white-rumped snowfinch) is the source of this 1778-nucleotide messenger RNA. RefSeq names its product mediator complex subunit 22 (gene MED22). Bases 10 to 621 code for a protein of 203 amino acids. Gene Ontology annotation, cellular component: mediator complex. The transcript is spliced from 4 exons. The record is from RefSeq and is a predicted model, not a curated record. Lineage: Eukaryota; Metazoa; Chordata; Aves; Passeriformes; Passeridae. Gene Ontology annotation, molecular function: transcription coregulator activity. Gene Ontology annotation, biological process: regulation of transcription by RNA polymerase II.
GGCGCGGCCAUGGCGCAGCCCCGGGUGCUGCCCCAGAGCAAGGAGACCCUGCUGCAGUCCUACAACAAGCGCCUCAAGGACGAUGUCAAGUCCAUCAUGGACAACUUCACCGAGAUCAUCAAGACGGCCAAGAUUGAGGAUGAAACUCAAGUCUCUCGAGCAACCCAGGGUGAACAAGAUAACUACGAGAUGCAUGUCAGAGCUGCAAAUAUUGUCCGAGCUGGCGAGUCCCUGAUGAAACUUGUGUCUGACCUGAAGCAGUUCUUGAUCCUCAAUGAUUUCCCCUCCGUGAACGAGGCCAUCAACCAGCGCAACCAGCAGCUGAGGAGUCUGCAGGAGGAGUGUGACAAGAAGCUGAUUGCCCUGCGGGAUGAGAUCUCCAUUGACCUGUACGAGCUAGAAGAAGAAUAUUACUCUUCCAGCUACAGUCUGUGUGACAGCAAUGAUCUCCCACUGUGCGAAGCCUACUGGAGACAAGACUUGGCCACGCUGUCCCCCGAGAGCCUCUCGAUGCCUCUGGCCGCUGCCGCCGCCGAGCAGAGCGUUGCCACCUCGCAGAGUUCCACCCCUUCGCACCCGCACGUGAACGGGCACGGGGCGGGCCCCGCCGAGCAUUCCUGAAGAGGAUCCGCUGCUGCCGGGCCGGGUGGUCCGGGAUGGCCCCGCCGCGGCGCCGCGCUGCUGGAAGUCUUCCUCCUGCUGUCGGGAGGAGGCGCUGGAGCUGUGCUGGCAGGGCUCUGCUCCCUGCAUGGCUGCAGCGCUUCCUCCGCGCCAGGACCUCGCCAGGAGCGUUCCUGUCCCUUAAGAGAUAGAGAUAUGUAGACGCAAAGUGAAUCUCAUUAUUACAAGUUAGAGUCAGGUUUGCUUUAACGUGAUAGUUACGUGUAGAGUUCGUUAGAGGUCUUAGAAGUUUGUUUCCACGUGAGUGUUGGAAGUUGAAUUUCUUUGGGAUAAACUUGAGCCAAAUGUGGGGGCAGUGAGCAUGUUGGGGUUUUUACUCUGCUUCCCAAGGUUGUUGACGUUCUGGCUGCUUUAAAGCUCUCUCAGGAUGGCAUCUGACAACCUCUGGUCUACUGUAAAGAGUCUUAUAGUACUUUUACACAACAGUCUUCACUGUCAAAAUGCUUUACAAACUUGAACUCUUGAUUUGGAAGGAGGAUCCCAGCAGACCCUUAUGGAAGAGCAGUGUUCCCCCCUGGAAGAAGAACAGGCAGACAGACUGUAGACUGCGGGAUCAAUGACACCACUUGCUCAAAGCCACAAAGAGAAGCAGUGUCAUGCUUUAGUCACUCGAUUCCUUCCUCAGUGUUUACACAGAAAUUUCUGUUAAUGUAGUCUGAGCUAACAUGUAGCCACUGUUUAUGUUGGCUUUUAGUUUUGUCUGAUGAAAAAAUCUUGAGAGCAGUGAGGAAUACUCAGUUACUCUGUUUCCUUCCAAAGAAACCCAUUUAUUUGGUGCUUGGUCUGCAGCUGUUAGGCAGCUCAGCACAUCUUCUGUCCUUUCCUUUUGUGGUGGCUCUGCCUUGGCUCGAGCUGUGCAGCUGAAAGGGAGAUGCCACUGACCUGAACAGUGUCACCACAGCUCGGUGUCACGGGCACCACAAAGCCACCAGGGCAUUCCAACAACUGAGCUGAGCUUCCCCAGCUUUCUGCUGUAAUGUCUUAUAUCUUAGGAUGUGAAUUUUUGCUAUUAUUUUUUUUGAUUUCUUUUCCUUCCAUUCCAUUUAUUUUUGUAACUAGGUGAUUUAAUAAAACUGGCUGUUUUGUAUAAUUUUUAA